Molecule: messenger RNA, 3396 nt
Organism: Engraulis encrasicolus (European anchovy)
Lineage: Eukaryota; Metazoa; Chordata; Actinopteri; Clupeiformes; Engraulidae
Gene: actr1b
Product: actin related protein 1B
Exons: 11
Coding region: 141-1271 (376 amino acids)
Source: RefSeq, a predicted model, not a curated record
GGUUGGUUGACACUACAGCCAGACAGCCGCUGGCCGCUAGUCCGAGUCUGCCAGAGUCGGUUAAAUUUUCAUGAAUAAAACAGUUUAUCUGGUUGAGCAUAUACAGUUCAUCGAAGAAAACACAAACCAGUUGGACUACCAUGGAGUCUUAUGACAUUAUAGCUAAUCAGCCGGUUGUGAUUGAUAAUGGUUCUGGCGUCGUCAAAGCAGGCUUUGCAGGAGACCAGAUCCCUAAAUACUGCUUUCCAAACUAUGUGGGUCGCCCAAAACAUGUCCGGGUCAUGGCUGGUGCCCUGGAAGGAGACAUAUUCAUUGGGCCCAAAGCAGAGGAGCACAGAGGGUUGCUGUCUGUGCGAUACCCGAUGGAGCACGGCAUUGUGAAAGACUGGAAUGACAUGGAGCGCAUCUGGCAGUAUGUUUAUUCCAAGGAGCAGCUGCAGACCUUCUCUGAAGAGCAUCCUGUGCUGCUUACUGAGGCUCCACUGAACCCCAGCAAAAACAGGGAGCGCGCAGCCGAGGUCUUCUUCGAGACCUUCAAUGUCCCAGCUCUAUUCAUCUCCAUGCAAGCAGUUCUCAGCUUGUAUGCCACGGGCCGAACAACUGGUGUGGUGUUGGACGCUGGCGAUGGAGUGACGCAUGCGGUGCCCAUCUACGAGGGCUUCGCUAUUCCCCAUUCCAUCAUGCGAGUAGACAUCGCUGGGCGGGACGUCUCUCGCUACCUGCGCCUGCUCCUCCGCAAGGAAGGCUAUGACUUCCACACCUCGGCCGAGUUUGAGGUGGUGCGCACCAUCAAGGAGAGAGCUUGCUACCUGUCCCUAAACCCCCAGAAGGAUGAAACACUCGAGCCUGAGAAAGCACAGUACGCCCUCCCAGAUGGAAGCACUCUGGAUAUUGGGCCUGCGCGGUUCCGUGCACCUGAGCUCCUGUUCCGGCCCGACCUGAUUGGAGAUGAGAGCGAGGGCAUCCAUGAAGUUCUGGCCUUCGCCAUCCAGAAGUCAGACAUGGACCUGAGGCGCACUCUCUUCUCCAACAUUGUCCUGUCUGGAGGCUCCACACUUCUUAAAGGUUUUGGGGACCGAUUGUUGAGUGAAGUGAAGAAGCUUGCACCCAAAGAUGUUAAAAUAAAGAUCUCAGCACCACAGGAGAGACUGUACUCCACAUGGAUAGGGGGAUCCAUUCUUGCUUCACUCGACACAUUCAAGAAGAUGUGGGUCUCCAAGAAGGAGUAUGAGGAGGACCGCACUCGUGCCAUCCACAGGAAGACCUUUUAACAUGGAGAAAACAAAACACGCACUAAGUCCCCCUCCCCGCCAGCACCCCUGAAGCCUAUAGUUUCACCCCUAUCCCUCUUCCCCGCUCCCCCUUCCCAAACUCCCCACCUACCACACCUACCGCCACCACCACCUUUCUUCCAUCCUAGCUUUAAUCUACCGGAGUGUCCCCCUCCAUGCAGCCUCAUGGCUGGGGUGGGGAGAUUCCUGGACCCCUCAUCGCAGCUAGGCAUGCCUUCUGUUGCCCCCAUCUCUGACCCGCCACGCCCCCCGCCACCCGCUCUUAUUUGGGACUUCUGCAAGGACUGGGAAAUUGUUAUGUGGGCAGGCACUGCAUUCUCUGAAAGGUCUGCACCCCCUCCCCAUCCAUGACCAUCAAGCAAACAAAAGGGGCUCGUAAGUAAGGAGCGUCAAACACAAUUGGUAACUUGUUUAUUAUUUACUUUUCUCCUUUCUUUCAUUUAUAAAAGGCAGUGCUUAUGUGCAACUUAAACUGGUAUUUAUUACACUAUUUACUGUGCCCUUUAAGAUAGGAUCAUAUCACCGGUUCAAAUGAACAUGAAAGGCAAAGUAUUUUAUGCUGUUGUAAGUUCAUUCCAAAAUAGUGAGGAUUCCGAGCGUUUCCUCCCCCCCUCGUGUCAUCUUGUGCGGAUGACAAACCCUGUGGAUGUCUAAAGUAGAAGUCGGUUAAAAAUAAGAAAUGUCGUUUGACGUUUGCGUGUCAAAACGAUUACUGUAUGAGAACGAGGAGAACUCUGCGGUAAGAAAGAGAUGGCAGUUUUUCCCCUACUGCGCCUGCUUUCUGCAAGAGACACUACUCCAGGCUGGUCUCUCCCCGUGUCUGUCUCUUUUGACUGUAUCAAGGCUGAUACGACUCCUGUAGAGGACAUUUGGAAUAGCAUGAACUGAGAAAUAACAUAGUGGGUAGCUUGCUUCUUUUAGACACUUGAAUGAGUGUGACUGAGUACCAUAGCAGUGACACUGAUGCAAGACUUCAAACUUUUGAAUAGUCUGGCCUCAGAAGUGUACUGAUGGUUGAAAGGGUGUUCCCCCCCCCCUGAAAGCGGCUGUAUGAUGUUUGUCAACUAAUAGAAGUCAGCAAAUAGGACUGUGAACAAUCAGUGUUAAGGCAUGGAUGAACCAUGAAAAAAACAUCCUUUUUUGACUGACUUGUUCAAGAAAUGGCAGUGGCUGACUGUAGAUCCGGAAAGGCUACAAAUAUUCCAUGUUUGUGUGUCAGGAAAAACAAUGUUAUUUUCUCAUUUGUGACAAUUCUCCUCAGAAGUCCAAUUAGUGUCCCUCCCCCUAUUCAUUGGCUGUUCGUUGAAAAAAGAACGAAAAUUUGUGAUGAAUUGCCUUUAAAUGGUGAUUUGCAGUAUUUUAAAAAACAUUUUACUCGUAUGAUAUAGCAUCCCUCACAGUCGUUCCAUUCUGGAUCACAUGGCCACACAUGUUUACUUAAACUUCAUUAACUAAUAUCACAUGUGCAGAGGUGGACUCAAGUUGACAGGAAUGUCAGGAUUGCAGUGAAGGAGCAUGCGAAAGCACAAUGUGUCGUAAGUGUGUAGGUCUAGUCUCGGUGCCCUUGGGAGAAUUCCAGAAGGGUAGGAUUAGACACUUUGCUUGUUCAAGUUAACCCAGAGCAAGCAGUAAAGCGCCUAAUAGAACAGCCUGUGGGUUUAUUACGAAAGGUGGAUGGCGCGGAAGGAAUCUUCUAUUACAAUAUUUACUGCUGGCUUUUUGGUGAACUUGUGUUAAAGUCUAGUCACUAGACCACCUCUCUUGGACUUAACCCCCUGGUUUCAGGCUUGGGUAAGUGUUUCUGUUAAGUGAAUGUGGGGUGCUCUCUGAUGGAAUGCUAGAAAAAGGUUAUAUGAAGUCCUGUUUUGUCCAGAAUUAGAUUCGCCUUACUCUGGUGUCUGCAUUGGAACAUCGAAAAUUUGUUUUGUUGUUUUUUGUUUUUUUUAAGGUAAACAAUUCAUCAGCCUUGUGUACAGUGGAUUGCUAUUCAAAAAAAGAGAAAAAAAAGUCAUGAAAGGACUAAAAUGUACAAAACUGUUUCAACUGUUGCUCUUUUCAUUUUGUAAAUUCAAUAUAAUAAAUAAAUUAAUGACUGCUGUCUGAA